AUGGAGGUGAAGACGUCACUUCUGGACAACAUGAUCGGGGUGGGGGACAUGGUUCUCCUGGAGCCCCUGUCAGAAGACUCCUUCAUAGACAACCUGAGGAAACGCUUUGACCACAACGAGAUCUACACUUAUAUCGGCAGUGUGGUGAUCUCCAUAAACCCGUACAGGUCGCUGCCCAUCUUCACACCGGACAAAGUUGAGGAAUACAGGAACCGGAACUUCUACGAGCUCAGUCCACACAUAUAUGCCCUCGCCGAUGAAGCCUACAGUUCGCUACGAGACCAAGACAAGGACCAGUGCAUCCUCAUCACAGGAGAGAGUGGAGCUGGGAAAACAGAGGCCAGUAAGCUGGUGAUGUCAUACGUGGCUGCGGUGUGCGGCAAGGGCCAGGAGGUCAACAAGGUGAAGGAACAGCUGCUCCAGUCCAACCCGGUGCUAGAGGCGUUCGGAAAUGCGAAAACCGUGAGGAACGACAACUCUUCCAGAUUCGGCAAGUACAUGGACAUCGAGUUUGACUUCAAGGGCGAUCCUUUGGGCGGAGUCAUCAGUAACUACUUGCUGGAGAAGUCACGCGUUGUGAAGCAGCCGAGAGGAGAGAGGAACUUCCACAUUUUUUACCAGCUUUUGUCUGGAGCCUCAGACGACACCAUCAAGAAGCUGAAGUUGGAGAGGGACGUCAGUAAAUACAAUUAUCUCAGCCUGGACUCGGCCACGGUCAACGGGCUCGACGACGCAGCCAACUUCAGGACUCUCAGAAAUGCCAUGCAGAUCGUUGGCUUCAUGGAGGAUGAGAUGCAGUCUGUGCUGGAGCUGGUGGCAGCGGUCCUCAAGCUGGGAAACAUAGAGUUCAAACCAGAGUCUCGCUGCAACGGCAUCGACGAGAGCCGCAUCAAAGACAAAAACGAUCUGAAGGAGAUGUGUGAGCUGCUGGGGGUGGAGCAGUCCGUCCUGGAGAGAGCGUUCAGCUUCCGCACCGUGGAGGCCAAGAUGGAGAAAGUGUCCACCACUCUGAAUGUGGCUCAGGCUUACUACGCCCGGGAUGCCCUUGCCAAAAACCUCUACAGUCGCCUCUUUAGCUGGCUGGUCACGAGGAUCAACGAAAGCAUCAAAGCGCAGGCCAAAACCAGGCACAAAGUGAUGGGCGUGCUCGACAUCUAUGGCUUUGAGAUUUUUGAGGACAACAGCUUCGAGCAGUUCAUCAUUAACUACUGCAACGAGAAACUGCAGCAGAUCUUCAUCGAGCUCACGCUGAGGGAGGAGCAGGAGGAGUACGUCCGAGAGGGCAUAGAGUGGACCAACAUCGAAUACUUCAACAACGCAAUUAUCUGCGACCUCAUCGAGAAUAACCAAAACGGGAUCUUGGCGAUGCUGGAUGAGGAGUGUCUCCGUCCCGGGACAGUCACAGACGAGACGUUUUUGGACAAACUGAACACAAUCUGCGCAGAACACCAGCAUUUCGAGAGCCGCCUCAGCAAAAACUCAAAGUUUCUCACAGACCACAGCCUGCCACACAACUGCUUCAGGAUCCAGCACUACGCAGGGAAGGUGCUUUACAGAGUGGAGGGUUUCGUCGACAAGAACAACGACCUCUUGUACCGCGAUCUGUCCCAGGCCAUGUACAAGGCCAACCACAGCCUGAUCAAGCAGCUGUUUCCGGAGGGGAACCCAGCCAAGGUCAACCUUAAGAGGCCCCCCACCGCCGGCUUCCAGUUCAAGCACUCGGUCGGGACCCUCAUGAGGAAUCUGCAGACCAAGAACCCAAACUACAUCAGGUGCAUCAAACCCAACGACAAAAAGGCGUCCCACAUUUUCACCGACUCUCUGGUGGGUCACCAAGUGCGGUACCUGGGUCUGAUGGAGAACGUGAGGGUGCGGAGGGCGGGCUACGCCUUCAGACAGCCGUACGAGCCUUGUCUGGAGCGCUACAAGAUGCUCUGCAAACGCACCUGGCCCCACUGGAGAGGACCGGCCAGGGAAGGUGUGGAGGUGUUGAUGACAGAUCUCCAAGUCAAUCCAGAAGAGUUUUCCUACGGCCGCUCCAAAAUCUUUAUUAGGAACCCCAGAACUCUUUUCUCCCUGGAGGAGCGGAGGAAGCAGUGUCUGGAGGACUUGGCCACGCUCAUUCAGAAGAUCUACAGAGGGUGGAAGUGUCGCACUCGCUUCCUGCUCCUCAAACAGAGCCAGAUCACAGUGGCCGCGUGGUACCGCCGAUACGCCCAACAAAAGAAGUACAAGAGGAUCAAGAGUGCUACCACAGUGGUGCAGUCCUACACCAGAGGAUGGCAGGCGCGCAAACUCCUGAGAGAACUCAAGCAUCAAAAGAGGUGCAAGGAGGCAGCGACGACGAUUGCGGCGUAUUGGCACGGCACACAGGCUCGAAUGGAGUUGAGACGACUUAAGCAGGAAAAGAGGAAUUUACUUGCUGUGACAGUAAUUUGGGCGUACUGGCAGGGAACCAAGGCCCGACGAGAGCUCCGUCAGCUGAAGCAGGAGGCCAGGAAUAAGCAUGCCGUGUCGGUCAUAUGGGCCGGAUGGCAGGGCACCAAGGCACGCAGGGAGCUGAGGCGGCUGAAGGAGGAGGCCCGGCGUAGGCAUGCAGUCGCUGUCAUUUGGGCGUAUUGGCAGGGACUCCAGGUGCGCCGAGAGUACAGGAAGUUCUUCAGGGCAAACGCAGGAAAGAAGAUUUACGACUUUAUCAUCCAGCGAAUUAUUCAGAAGUACCUCCUGGGGCUGCGGAGCUCCACACCCUCCAUGUCUCCCAUUGACGGCAGCUGGCCCAGCAGACCCCACCUGUUCCUGGACCAAACCCACACAGAGCUGCGUCGCAUCUUCCACCUGUGGAGGUGCAAGAAAUACAGGAGCCAGUUCACGGAGGAGAGGCGGGCGGUGUACGAGGAGAAGCUGGAGGCCAGUGAGCUCUUCAAGGAUAAGAAAUCUCUGUAUGCAAGCAGUGUGAGUCAGCCAUUCAAAGGAGACUACCUGGAAAUCACCAAGAACCCCAAGUACCAGAAGCUGAACAACGUCAUGGAGGAGAAAGUGCUUCUGGCUGAUGUGGUCAGCAAGAUUAACCGCGCCAACGGGAAGGGAACAGCGCGGAUCUUCCUGCUGACCAAGAAGAAUGUGGUUUUGGCCGAUCAGAAAACCGGUCAGGUCAAGGCCAGCGUCCCUUUACCCGACGUCUCCAGCGUUUCCGUCAGCACCCAGAGCGACGGAUUCUUUGCUCUGAAACUCAAAGAGGGCACCGCGUCAGCUGUUAAAGGAGACUUCUUACUAAGUAGUGAACAUUUGAUUGAAAUCAUCACAAAGCUUCAUCGCGUCGGGACCACAGCGGCAGAAAUGGAACGACUCAACAUCGAUAUUUCAGACGAGUUCCUGGUGCAGUUCAAACAGGACAAAGUGUGCGUCAAGUUCAUUCAGGGAGCUCCCAAGAACGGCAACAGCGUGUCGUGCAAACGCAAAAACAACCGUCUCCUGGAGGUGUCUGUCCCGACUACAGCUGCUUAA
Messenger RNA from Knipowitschia caucasica, 3504 nucleotides. Lineage: Eukaryota; Metazoa; Chordata; Actinopteri; Gobiiformes; Gobiidae. The record is from the annotation of a GenBank genome assembly.